AUGAGUUGGUCCAUGUACCCCCGGAAUUUAAUUCUCUACGUCUACACUCUUCUAUUGCUCUCUUCAACAUGCCUGGCACGUGUUGCUACCAAAGACAACUGCUGCAUCUUAGAUGAAAGAUUUGGUAGUUAUUGUCCAACUACCUGUGGAAUUGCAGAUUUCCUAUCGACUUACCAAACCAGUGUGGACAAGGAUCUACAGACUUUGGAAGACAUCUUAAAUCAAGCUGAAAACAAAACAUCAGAAGUUAAAGAACUGAUCAAAGCCAUCCAACUCGUCCCUAGUUCUGAUGAACCACAGAGGCCAGGUAGAAUAGAUAGUGCUAUCAGGGAAGCCAAGAAAAUGAUGGAAGAAAUUGUGAAAUACGAAGCAUUGCUUAUAACACAUGCAUCAAGUAUUCGAUUUUUGCUGGAUAUAUAUAAUUCAAAUAAUCAAAAGAUCACUAAUCUGAGACAGAAGGUAGCCCAGCUUGAAGCAAAGUGUCAGGAACCUUGCAGAGACACAGUACAAAUACAAGAUAUAACUGGGAGAGACUGUCAAGACAUUGCCAAUAAGGGAGCCAAAGAGAGUGGGCUUUACUUUAUCAAACCUCUGAAAGCUAAACAGCAGUUCUUAGUCUACUGUGAAAUUGAUACAUCUGGAAAUGGAUGGACUGUGCUUCAGAAGAGGCUUGAUGGCAGUGUGGAUUUCAAGAAAAAUUGGAUUCAAUAUAAAGAAGGGUUUGGAUAUCUGUCUCCUACUGGCACCACAGAAUUUUGGCUGGGAAAUGAGAAGAUUCAUUUGAUAAGCACACAGUCUACCAUCCCAUAUGUACUAAGAGUGGAGUUGGAGGACUGGAAUGGCAGAACCAGUACUGCAGACUAUUCCACGUUCAAGGUGGGACCUGAAACUGACAAAUACCGCUUGACAUAUGCCUACUUCAUAAGUGGAGAUGCCGGAGAUGCCUUUGACGGCUAUGAUUUUGGUGAUGAUCCUAGUGACAAGUUUUUCACGUCCCACAAUGGCAUGCAGUUCAGUACCUGGGACAAUGACAAUGAUAAAUUUGAAGGCAACUGUGCUCAACAGGAUGGAUCCGGUUGGUGGAUGAACAAGUGUCAUGCUGGCCACCUCAAUGGAGUUUAUUACCAAGGUGGCACUUACUCAAAAUCAUCUACUCCUAAUGGUUAUGAUAAUGGCAUAAUUUGGGCCACUUGGAAACCCCGGUGGUAUUCCAUGAAAAAAACCACCAUGAAGAUAAUCCCGUUCAACAGACUUGCCGUUGGAGAAGGACAGCAGUACACCCUCGGAGGAGCCAAACAGGUUGGACCAGAACACCGUGUCAAAAUAGAAAAUGAAUACGACGCAGAAUAUGACUAA
Messenger RNA from Diceros bicornis minor, 1356 nucleotides. RefSeq names its product fibrinogen gamma chain (gene FGG). The record is from RefSeq and is a predicted model, not a curated record. Gene Ontology annotation, cellular component: fibrinogen complex. Bases 1 to 1356 code for a protein of 451 amino acids. The transcript has 9 exons. NCBI's taxonomy places the organism in Eukaryota, Metazoa, Chordata, Mammalia, Perissodactyla, Rhinocerotidae. Gene Ontology annotation, molecular function: signaling receptor binding. Gene Ontology annotation, biological process: protein polymerization; blood coagulation; platelet activation.